Molecule: messenger RNA, 2062 nt
Organism: Amborella trichopoda
Lineage: Eukaryota; Viridiplantae; Streptophyta; Magnoliopsida; Amborellales; Amborellaceae
Product: S-adenosyl-L-methionine-dependent methyltransferases superfamily protein
Source: RefSeq, a predicted model, not a curated record
UUCCUCAAAGUUAAAGAUGUGCUGAAAAGGUUGUCAGGUCAACCCCAACGCUCUCUCUCGCAUCUCCUUCAUCGUUUCCCUCUUCUUCCUCUUUCACCAUGGCCGCCUCUCCCUCCCAAAACGACCAGCUGUUGCAGAUUUAUCCUACUUCCUCUACUUGUGUUUCCCCUUUUUGGAGAGAGAAAUAUGAAAAUAAUGCUAGAAAGUACUGGGAUGUAUUCUAUAAGCGCCAUGAAAACAAGUUCUUCAAAGAUCGGCACUAUUUGGACAGGGAAUGGGGCCUUUAUUUUACUUCUCCCCAAGACAAUGAUGAAAGCAAGUUGGAUACAGGGAGAAAUUCUGAUAAGAGAAAGGUUGUUUUAGAGGUUGGUUGUGGAGCUGGAAAUACUGUGUUUCCUGUGAUUGCGACCUUUCCCAAUGUUUUUGUUCAUGCAUGCGAUUUUUCACAACGUGCAAUUGGCUUGGUCAAGGCUCACAAGGAAUAUCAAGAUAAUCAGGUGAAUGCAUUUGUUUGUGAUGCUACAACAGAUGACCUCAGUGACAAUAUAUUGCCAUCUUCAGUUGACAUCGUAACCAUGAUUUUUACAUUGUCUGCAGUUUCUCCGGAGAAGAUGCCUUUGGUAUUAUCAAAUAUUAGAAAAGUUCUGAAGCCAAAUGGUAUUUUGCUACUCCGAGAUUAUGCUGUGGGGGAUCUUGCUCAGGAAAGACUCCGCAGUAAAGAUCAAAAGAUCAGCGAGAAUUUCUAUGUCAGAGGGGAUGGCACUCGUGCAUUUUACUUCUCGGAACAUUCCUUGAAGAACUUGUUUGAAGAAAAUGGCUUUUGUCCGAAAGAUAUGAGUAUAUACUGCAAACAACUGGAAAAUCGCUCACGAGAAAUAGUGAUGAACCGGGAGGGCAGAAGGAAUCAUCAAAAGCGACCGAUGGAAAUAAUCCCUAGCUCGGGGAAAACCUUGGCAUCACCAUCAACAUCAAAUGCUUUAAUAAGAAGGCGCUGGAUUCAAGCCGUAUUCAGCUAUGUAGAUAAUGUUGGAUCUUCACCUUCCCUGACAAGUAAUGGUGGAGAAGAAGUUAAGAGCCAUGUCCAAAUCAUGAACAGUUCUGUUUUGAAGCCUGAUAUCAGAACACUUAAGAAGCCAGCUGAUGGUGCUACUGAUAUAGACAUGUCCUAUUGCUUGGCUGAAAUGUUCGGAAUUCCCCAUGGGUAUGAUGCGUGCACAGAGAUCACUCUGAGUGGGUUCGACUUCAAAAUAAAAGGACUUUCCAGAGAACACCAGCACACCUGCAAAUCUACUGGUUUGAUGCUAUGGGAGUCCGCUCACCUGAUGUCCUCAGUUAUAUCAGAAAAUCCAACAAUUGUUGCUGGGAAGAGGAUCCUAGAAUUGGGUUGUGGCUCAGGUGGAAUUUGCUCAAUGGUUGCGGCCAAAUUUGCGGACCUUGUAGUUGCAACUGAUGGUGAUUCAGAAUCUCUCAACCUAUUGCAUCAAAACAUUAAUUCAAAUCUGGAGCCUUCAAUCCUUGACAAGCUGCACUGCCUGAAACUAGAAUGGGGAAAUGUAGAUGAUAUCAAUGCAGUGAAGGAACUAAGCCCUGAAGGAUUUGAUGUGAUUAUUGGCACCGACGUGACUUAUGUGAGUGAUGCCAUCCUUCCCUUAUUUGAGACUGCGGGGGCUUUGAUCUCUACCAGAGUUUGGGGGCCACCACCGGCCUUUAUCUUGUGUCAUGUUUUUCGUCGAGUUGAUGAAGCAUCGAUCAUUUCUACAGCAUCUAGUUUGGGAUUUGGACUGGUGGAUAAUUGGCCCUUUACUGAUAGUAGUAGUAAUAGUAGUAAUAGCAGUGAUGUUGGGAGCAGGCGUGGUACCAUUGCUUCGUGGUUCUCUCAAGAAGGUAGCUGCAAGAGAAAUUCCCACAUAACUGCUCUCACAGUCAUGUAUUUUGAAACCCUAAAUAAGUUUACAUGAUUGAUUUGUGUAUGCUUGCAUUUCUAUGAACACCAAAAAUUUUGUAUCUUCUUAUUGUGGUCGCACUUGAUUAUUUGUGAGUAUUUCUUUCUAUUUUUUGCUGA